Molecule: messenger RNA, 630 nt
Organism: Trifolium pratense (red clover)
Lineage: Eukaryota; Viridiplantae; Streptophyta; Magnoliopsida; Fabales; Fabaceae
Exons: 4
Cellular component (GO): chloroplast
Source: RefSeq, a predicted model, not a curated record
AUUGAAACCAUUCCACCGGAAAAAUGGUUUCAAGCUGCUUUGACAGGACUUGUUUUCAAGGAAGGACUGUGCUAUGGCAAGCUAGAAGCUGGAGCUCUCACGUUUAUUAUUCCUAUACUUCUUCUUGGCCAUCUGAGUGGUUUGAUGGACGAUGGAACUAAGCUUACUUUGCUUGCUCUAUGGAUGGGGCUUUUUGUGAUAUUUGCUGGAAGGAAGUUCACCCAGCCUAUCAAGGAUGACAUCGGUGACAAGUCCGUUUUCACAUUCAAUUCUCUUCGUGAUGAUGAAAAGAAAGCCUUGAUUGAGAAAUUGGAACAACAAAAAAGUCAGUAUUAAGUGUAUCAGCUCCACCACACCUUGAGGUAGACUGCUUGAACUCGCAGGAUUUUUUCGAAAAGAUGAUGUUAUGCAAAGCUAUGUGAGCACCGCCUGCAGUUCUCAUAUAAGAGAGAGUGAAAUUGCUUAGUUCAAUUUUGUAUGGUUAACAAAUUCUGUAUGGUUUACAAAUUUUGUAUGGUUAACAAUUUUGGUUGAAGAAUUUUCUUAAGAAGCAUAUCACUCAAGUUGAGUGCGAUCGUGGUUGUGUCUUUGACCAAUUUUAUGAAAUCUAUGCUCAGUACAUUACAUCAA